UCCUCUUUUUCCAUUCACCUUCUACAACCCGGUGCGGUUUAAAGGUCAAAUAUGGCGAAUCUAAUCUUUUUUGUUUGACUUAACGGUUUAAGUUUAGAUUAUGAUGUUAUUUGCUACUCAUUUAUUAUGACAGUGCCGGAGACGGGGUCCGAGCGGCCUUCAUAAUGCCUUUUUUGACUUUCACUGGCACAGCCUGAUGACUGCAGUUCUGUCUUAUGCUGGAGCAGAGGCAUAGUUCUUGGCACAGUGUUGAUGCUGCAACUGUGCCACUGGAUCUUCUGGCUUUGAGCAAGCUUACCUGAUGCACUGCAACAAGAACACAUUUCUUCUCUAUGGCCCGACACAGCAAACUACAGCGGCAGGUCCUGGCUCUGUAUCGGCAGUUUUUGAGAGCUGCACGGGAAAAGCCUAGCUCUUUGCCUCGUAUCCAAGGGGAAUUUCGUCAAAAUGCUGUAAUCCCAAAAACUGACAUUAUGCAUAUCGAAUACCUUUACAGGCGAGGACAGAGACAACUGGAACAGCUUAAAGAUUCUAGCACAAAGGAAUGUGGGGCCUUUGUCAAAAGCAAAGCGGACAGCUAACAUUUUCAUGAUUCCUGUUAUAUGUGCAGACUGUUCAAGAAAACAAUAGCAACAAGUAAUCUAUUGAAACUCAACGUAAGAUUAUUGAAUGCACACACAGCCCACUUCAGACGCACUUCCUGCUAAUGAUGCAUUUGUAGAGUGUAAGAUGGAUAUGUGAAUUAUUACAUUUGAUUUGUACAGUUGCAUUAAAAAUGCACUUCUCCAUAUAAUCUGUUUUGUUAAGUAAAUCUGGGAACAUAGAUAGACUGACAGACAGACAGACAGACAGACACUUUAUUAAUCCCAGGGGGAAAUUCACAAUUAUUUAAUAAUUAUGUAUGAAGUUAUACUUCAUUACAGUUAUACUGCUGUGCUCCAAAUUCUUAUGCACGUGAUGUAUCAGUAGGAUUUCAUUUGCUUUUUAGUUUUUCAGUGGAAGUUCUUGCUUGUUUUGUGUCUUCUGUCAUUUUAGAUAUCUGGGAUCAAUCUGCCAAGUGAUCUUCAUUAAAGGGAAACCUACUUAAGGAGGUUGUUCCACAUUAUUAAGCAAGUCACCGUUCUCAUGCAAUAUAGGAAGAAAGAAAGAUCUUUCUGAAGACAAAAAAUGUGAAAUAGUGCAAUGUCUUGCAAAAGGCAUGAACACAAUUGAUAUUUCACAAAAACUGAAGAGGGAUCAUCGAACUGUGAAAAGAUUUGUGUAUAAGGGCUUGUUAAGGAAAGUUUCUGUCAGGCAAAUACACAGCAUUAAAGGAGCAGCUAGUUAAAAGCCACUAAUGAGCAGCAAACAGGUAUUUGAAGCUGCCGGUGUCUCUGGAUUCCCAAGAACCUCUCGAUGCAGGAUCCUCCAGAGGCUUGCAGGUGUGCAUAAAGCUGUAUUUUGGCCACCCCUAACCAUUGCUCACAAAGAGAAACAUUUGCAGUGGGCUCAGAAGUACAUGAAGACUCAUUUUCAAACAGUUUUAUUCACUGGGGAAUUCCUUGCUGCACUGGAUCGCUCAGAUGGAUGGAGUUCUGGGUGGUUGGUGAGUGGCCACCCUGUUCUAAGCAGACUGCAAGGAGGUGGUGGAGUGAUGUUUUGGGCUGAAAUGUUGGGAAGUGAGAUGGUAGGUCCCUUUAGGGUCCCCGAGGGUGCCAAAAUGACCUCUGCAAAAUAUGUAGAAUUUCUAACUGACCAUUUACUGCCAUAGUAU
Messenger RNA from Erpetoichthys calabaricus (reedfish), 1753 nucleotides. RefSeq names its product succinate dehydrogenase complex assembly factor 1 (gene sdhaf1). Gene Ontology annotation, biological process: mitochondrial respiratory chain complex II assembly. Lineage: Eukaryota; Metazoa; Chordata; Cladistia; Polypteriformes; Polypteridae. Gene Ontology annotation, cellular component: mitochondrion. The coding region runs from base 333 to 581 and encodes 82 amino acids. The record is from RefSeq and is a predicted model, not a curated record. The transcript is spliced from 4 exons.